CAAUUUGUUGAACAACUCAAGAAGCACAAUAUUCCGGUCACUUAUGUCGUCUAUCCGGAUGAAGGACAUGGUUUUCGGAAGCCACGAAACGUCCUUGCUGAAGCUGGAUUCAGAGAGAGAUUUUUACAUGACUGUUUGCACGGACGAUAUGAAGCUUUCACACCAGGACAAUAUAAUUCAAGUGCAAUUAUCGUCACUGAACCAAAAGCAGUGGGUAAAUCAUCAUUGAAGGUUGUUAAAAGUUACACUAUCAACAAAUUGGGUGCAAUCCAUACAGAAUUCACAGCCCCUUCAACGUCAUAA
Molecule: messenger RNA, 303 nt
Organism: Anisakis simplex (herring worm)
Lineage: Eukaryota; Metazoa; Nematoda; Chromadorea; Rhabditida; Anisakidae
Source: the annotation of a GenBank genome assembly